Scophthalmus maximus (turbot) is the source of this 2363-nucleotide messenger RNA. It is a transcript of the gene st3gal5, whose product is annotated as ST3 beta-galactoside alpha-2,3-sialyltransferase 5. The transcript is spliced from 8 exons. Lineage: Eukaryota; Metazoa; Chordata; Actinopteri; Pleuronectiformes; Scophthalmidae. The record is from RefSeq and is a predicted model, not a curated record. Bases 251 to 1354 code for a protein of 367 amino acids. Gene Ontology annotation, molecular function: lactosylceramide alpha-2,3-sialyltransferase activity.
UCAUCUCCCUGCGACUAUGACACCUCGAGAGAGACUUCAGCUGCUCGAUGAUUGUUGUGGCUUGCCACAGACAGGUUGACCUUGCUUGGUGCCUGAGAAGACUCGUCUUAACAGUUUCUCAGGGAAGGAUAGACAAAACUCCACGACAACGUGCAGCAGGACAAGACCCCUGAGACGUGGAGCGGAGCGUCUCAGGCUCCAGCAGAGAAACACGAAGACUUCCCAGAAUCCAGUGUGAACGAGAGACGACAUGAGGCUUUCUCUGCGCUGGGCCGCACACAGGUAUGUGUUUGUCGUGGGUGUGGUUUUAGGGUUGCUGGGCUUGGUGAUGGUCUCCCUGCCACUAAAUGGAACACGGACAACCAAACCACUGAACUGGCAUGUCAGCCCUGCACACAAAAAGUUGGUGCAGGAGCACGUGCUCAGAGUUCUGGAGGGCCGGUGUCGUCCCGGCAGCACGAGGCAGAGCCUGUUAGCUCGACUCCCUGCUUCCGGCUCCGUGGACCAGCCCUUCUUGUGGAAGGACGGGCCACUUCCUGAUCACCUCUUCCGGGAUCCACCACCGUUUGGAUUCCGAGGUGUUCGGGCCAAAGUGGAUGAUCUUCUAAAGCUGCUGGAACACUCUGACGUCGCACAUCAGCCGGGAAAGACAUCCGCUAAAUGUCAGCGCUGUGUGGUCGUGGGAAAUGGAGGCAUCCUCAGGGGCCUGGAGCUCGGCCCCCUGAUAGACCGCUUCGACACCAUUAUCAGGUUAAACAGUGGGCCUCUGGGAGCGUUCAGCGUCGACGUCGGAAAUCGAACGAGCAUCAGGAUGAGUUACCCAGAAGGCACGCCGCUUCACUGGAUUGACACUGACCCACACACUCUGUUUGUCGCCGUGGUGUACAAAAGUGUAGAUAUCAGCUGGAUAUCUGCUAUGAUCAACAAGCUUGCUGUGUCUCUGUGGGACAGACUCUUCUUCUGGCAGAAGGUGCCGCAGCAAAUUCCUCUUGAGCCCCGAAGGUUCAGACUCCUAAACCCACAUGUCAUCAGAGAGACCGCGUUAGACCUGCUGAGGUACCCUCCACCCAGACCACGGCUGUUUGGUUGGGACAAGAAUGUGCCGACCCUGGGCGUCUCUGCACUGAAUUUAGCCAGCCUGCUGUGUGACGAGGUCAGCCUGGCAGGCUUUGGCUACAACCUCUCCCAGCAGGGGGCGCUGUUGCACUACUACGACCACCUGCCCAUGAGCGCCAUGCUGCGCCAGAAGAUGCACAAUGUGGACAGGGAGACUGAACUCCUGCAAAACCUCGUGAGAGAGGGGAGCGUCACUGACCUUACGGGGGGGGUACACUGCUCCUUCUGCCCCAGCUGACCUCCUGACCUUUAAGAACAGAGUGCAUCCAGUUUGGAUGAACAGAAAAAGCAACGGCAAGAACAAAGGAUUUAAAAAAUGUGAAGAAAGACGGAGUAAAUGGAUAAGAGAAAAAAACUUAACAAGGAGAUGGAAAUCUAGUCCUAAUAUUUGUACUAUUUGUUACAAAGUGUUUCUUGAAGAACAAAGUACAAACUUCAAAUGUAUUCCGGGUGAUCCUAGAGACACCUACUGUAGCAGGAACUACCUAUUGCUUUGUCUGUCUGUCUGUGGACAGAUGUUGUCACUGCAACAACUGUACAAGAUGCAGUCAUUACAGUUUACAGUGUAGUAGGCUGAGGUCAAAUAUGGCCGUGUUGUGAUUCAUUGACACUGAGUACUGUCACUGUCGGAUAUGAAAUGCGGGCUCAAUACGUCUUGGGUGCGUUCACACCUGAACUUGGGACAUGAACACCAGGUCUGAGCGGAGUCACAGACGGCUCACCCACCUCUGAAUUUGGGACUGCAUUAAGUAGCAAUACAUUGUCUUGUCUGUGUUAUUUAUUUUGCUUUCUUCUUAUUUUUUUUUUCUGCAACUUUAUUUGCAGUCUUCAAAAAUAGCUGGUCUGUGAAAGAGGAAAAAUGAAAUUUGAUAUGAGUCAAACUUCAUAUAAAAGAAAAGAAGUUUUCUUCCUCAAUUUUAAAACAUUGAGGAAUCAUUUGUAUUCUUUUCAUUGUUUUGUAAUCUAGUUGAUGAUAUCCACACACGGCUUGUGGAUUUUUUUUGAUGUCACAUUUCUUGAGAUAAGUCGUCACAACACAACUCUUCCAGUGGCUCUUCAUUUCCAGCGAGGUUGUCGGUUCUUGUGUUAAAAGUUAAAAGUGUUGGAAGAGCAAAUACAACUGACAUCAGUGCAGGUUAAGUGAAGAACAAAUCAGAUGUUACUCUGUUGUCUAAGGAGUGUAAAGAAACAUGGUCUUAAAUUAAAUGGACCUGCGUUUGUCUGUGUGACCGGCAGAAUGAGAUGAA